AUGAGCUCGCAAUCUUUGAAGCCCCGACGUUCAUCCACUGUUCACGACCCGUACGCGGCACCCGGCGUCUACUACGGCCAACCCCACGAAAGGAAACAUGCUCGAGCCAACACUUACUCUGCAGUCGUAGACACCAAAGGCUCCGGUGGCCGCAAUGCACCAGUCGCCGACAGCUUCAAAGGCCGGCGCAUCAGUCACGACGAACAGUCAGCACAGCCGCGUCGCUUUCUUGUCCAGGUCGAGCCCACCCUCAAAACACUUCUCGCCCGUGAGGACAGCGACGGCAACUAUCAAAUUACCAUAGAUGACAAGGGUCCCAAGGUUUUGUCUCUCGGAACGCUUGCCUCCAAUGCCCACAACAAAUUCGACGUGCGAGGCACCUACAUGCUGUCCAACCUUCUACAAGAGCUUACCCUUGCUCAAGACUACGGCCGCAAAACCAUUGUGCUUGACGAAGCCCGCCUGAACGAGAACCCUGUAAACCGCCUUACACGUCUGAUUGAGCACUCGUUCUGGGAUGGACUGACACGGCGCAUUGAUGGUUCGAACAUCGAGAAGGUGGGCCGCGACCCGAAGGAUUGGACCGACGACCCGCGUCCGCGUAUUUACGUUCCGCACGGCGCCCCCGAGCAGCUGGAAUACUAUCAACGUAUCCGUGACCAACACCCCCAUAUGCUCUUAGACGUCAUAGAGCUUCCAGAGACCUGGAACGAUGAAUAUGUCAGAGAUCUGAACGAAAAGCCCGGUCUGCUUGCUAUUGCCAUGGAGGAGUGGAUAGAUCCUGAGACCAAGAAGAAGGACUUACGUGGCCUUCCCUUUGUGGUCCCCGGUGGCAGAUUCAACGAGCUCUAUGGCUGGGAUAGUUACAUGGAGUCGCUCGGUCUGCUGGAGAACAACCGCCCUGAGCUUGUCAAAGCUAUGGUCACGCAUUUCUGCUUCUGCAUCAAGCACUAUGGCAAGAUUCUUAACGCCAACCGGUCCUAUUAUCUUUGCCGAUCUCAGCCGCCCUUCCUUACGGACAUGGCUUUGCGAGUUUACGAACGCAUUAAGCAUGAGGACGACUCCAAGGAGUUCCUUCGCCAAGCCAUACUGGCCGCCAUCAAGGAAUAUUACACGGUGUGGAUGGCUGAACCUCGAUUGGAUAAGAAAACUGGUCUAUCUCGUUAUCGUCCAGGAGGUAUUGGCGUCCCUCCAGAAACUGAGGCUAGCCAUUUCGAGCAUGUCCUGCAGCCGUAUGCGGACAAGCACAACAUGACGUUCAAGGAGUUUGUCAGGGCUUACAACUACCAAGAGGUCGAGGAGCCGGAGCUGGACACCUAUUUCCUGCACGAUCGUGCCGUGCGCGAGUCCGGUCACGACACUUCAUAUCGUUUGGAGAAGGUUGCUGCUGAUCUUUGCUGUGUCGAUGUCAACGCACUUCUUUACAAGUAUGAGGUGGAUAUCGGUCGUACCAUCCGCAAUUACUUUGGGGACAAGUUGCCGCUUCCCAAGGAGUUCUGCGGUGAAGGCAUGACGGAAGGCCAUGUGGAGACAUCAGCAGUCUGGGAGCGCCGUGCUAGAGAUCGUCGCAAGCGAGUCGACAAGUAUCUUUGGGACGAGGAAGCCGGCAUGUACUUCGAUUAUCACUCAGUGUUGGGGCAACGAACCGGCUAUGAAAGCGCAACGACCUUCUGGCCCAUGUGGUCUGGUCUGGCCACUCCCCGACAGGCCAACGAAUUGGUCACACGAGCGUUGCCGAAAUUUGAGGUCUUCGGGGGGCUUGUCUCCGGAACUGAGAAAUCUCGCGGCAAAAUUGGCCUCGACCGGCCCAACCGACAAUGGGACUAUCCCUUCGGAUGGGCGCCGCAACAAAUUCUGGCCUGGGUCGGUCUGCAGCGUUACGGUUACGAUGCCGAGGCACAGCGAUUAGCAUACCGUUGGUGCUACAUGGUCACCAAAGCUUUCGUCGACUUCAACGGCGUCGUUGUGGAGAAGUACGAUGUUACGCGCCCAAUAGAUCCUCACAAGGUCGAGGCGGAAUAUGGAAACCAAGGCAGCGAUUUCAAGGGUGUUCCUCGCGAAGGAUUCGGUUGGGUUAACGCGAGUUACAUCUACGGCAUGACGCUCAUCAGCGCACACAUGAAACGAGCUCUCGGUGCCCUCACAACAUGGGACACCUUUGAGCAGGCCAUGUCCGACCUUGGGAUGAUCUAA
Messenger RNA from Didymosphaeria variabile, 2193 nucleotides. Its product is annotated as alpha,alpha-trehalase nth1. The transcript has 5 exons. Gene Ontology annotation, cellular component: cytoplasm. Gene Ontology annotation, molecular function: calcium ion binding; alpha,alpha-trehalase activity. Gene Ontology annotation, biological process: trehalose catabolic process. NCBI's taxonomy places the organism in Eukaryota, Fungi, Ascomycota, Dothideomycetes, Pleosporales, Didymosphaeriaceae. The coding region runs from base 1 to 2193 and encodes 730 amino acids. The record is from RefSeq and is a predicted model, not a curated record.